AUGCCCCUCGUGAACAGCGUGGGCUUGGAGGGCGUUGGCAGCUGCUCUCCCCGCCCGGCCUCGACUGCAGAGCAGCGGAGGCACAACAUUCAAGCCCGGGGGGGCGGGGCCGGCGUGCGCUUGGAGGAAGCGGCGGCGCUGCAGCUGCGGGGCGUGGGGGCGGCGGCUUCGGAGGCCGAGGCGGUGGUGGUGGCUCUGGCGGAGGCACGAGCACCUUGGCCAGGGAAGGCGCUCAGCUCGGACCCUACAGAAGGCCCUAUGGAGGUGGCGGCGGGCGGAGUCGGCGGUGCGGGGCCGCCGUUGCUGCUGAGCGAUAGCGAGCAGCAGUGCUACUCUGAGCUCUUCGCGCGCUGUGCAGGCGCUGCAAGCGGGGGCCCCGGACCUGGCCCCCUCGAGGCUACCAGGGUCGCCCCUGGCACUCUCACUGCGGCCGCUGGUCCGGUAGCCGAUCUGUUUCGAGCGUCGCAGCUGCCACCGGAGACAUUGCACCAGAUCACAGAACUGUGUGGUGCAAAGCGGGUUGGCUAUUUUGGACCAACCCAGUUUUACGUUGCCCUGAAAUUGAUUGCUGCAGCACAGACUGGCCUCCCUGUGAGGACAGAGAGUAUUAAAUGUGGUGAGUAGAUCAUAUUUAUAUGUUAUAUUAUCUAUAACAGAUUUCUUAUUUGUGUGAAUCUUUUUG
Molecule: messenger RNA, 682 nt
Organism: Rattus rattus (black rat)
Lineage: Eukaryota; Metazoa; Chordata; Mammalia; Rodentia; Muridae
Product: ralBP1-associated Eps domain-containing protein 2-like
Exons: 3
Coding region: 1-624 (207 amino acids)
Biological process (GO): endocytosis; endosomal transport
Cellular component (GO): cytoplasm; plasma membrane
Molecular function (GO): protein binding
Source: RefSeq, a predicted model, not a curated record